Molecule: messenger RNA, 5192 nt
Organism: Capsaspora owczarzaki ATCC 30864
Lineage: Eukaryota; Filasterea; Ministeriida; Capsasporidae
Product: UDP-glucose:glycoprotein glucosyltransferase
Exons: 19
Coding region: 1-5034 (1677 amino acids)
Cellular component (GO): endoplasmic reticulum
Molecular function (GO): UDP-glucose:glycoprotein glucosyltransferase activity
Source: RefSeq, a predicted model, not a curated record
AUGCGCCACUCCAAGAUUCACACAAUGCGACGGCUCGUGGCGGUGCUGCUUCCGCUGCUGCUGCUGCUCGCUCCAGCAACAUCCUGCGCGUCGUCCGCCAGUCCGCCCGUGCACCUCACCCUGCGUGCCAAGUGGCAUGCCACGCCGCUGAUUGCAGAAGCCAGUGAGUACAUGGCACGCGCUGGCAAGUUCUGGGAGUUUCUCGAUACCACUGUGCGACUGCCCUUCGCUGCCCCUUCAUCCUCAACCGGCGCUGCUCCAACUGAUCGCGCAAUGUACGCUGCGCUUGUGCACGCAGCAAGUGAGCACAUCACGCUCACCGAGAUUGCCGUCAUGGAGUUUGCUCUGGCGAUGCGCUACUACUCGGUCGCUGUCGACACUCAGUUCCAGCUUGCCAGCUCACACUUUGCUGCCGUCAUCAACCGGGCCGACUCUGGCGCGGACACGGCUCCUCGCAACCCAUGCGACCACGAUCUUGCGGUCGUGCGCCCAGGUGUCGGCAUUGCAUGCCGGAUUGCUGAUCUCGAUGCGCUCCUGCUCGGCAGCACAAACGCACCCAAUGCUCUCGCUGCAAGUGUUGCUGAUACCAUUUUUCCAUCGGAUCACGUCUUUCCAGCUGCCCGUGGUGCCUCUGCCCCGAUCAUGACAAUCAUCUUGUAUGCCUCUUUUGAGUCGCAGCUGCUGGGCGCCUUCUCUACCCGGCUGCGUGAACUCGCCAACAAUGGCCAGAUUCAGCUCGUCUUCCGCCAUCUCGCCCCUUCCACCCUUGCUUCUACGACAGCAUCAGUGACACGCGCCUCUUCGCAGCCUGCCCAGCUCAGCGGCUAUGGCGUUGAGCUGGCAAUCAAGAGUCUCGAGUACAAGGCCGUGGAUGACAGUAAAAUCUCUGAAGCGCUGCACAAGCAGAGCGAUCUCUCCGGAAUUGAAACAUCGGACGAGCUCGGCGGCUUUCUGUUUGGGCGACUUCGCGAAAUUUACCCAGAUUCGCAGGCCGACCUUGUCAAGCUGCGGGAACACAUGUGGAAGGAGAUUAAUACUCUCACCGAGCUCAAGCAGUGGGAACUGGCAGAGCUUGGGCUUCAAGCGAGUCAGACGGUUUUGCAGUCGCAAGACCCGCUGGCGUCGCUCCUCGACAUUGCGCGCAACAUGCCCUCCAUGUACCGCCCGCUCUCUCGCAUGAAGCUCAAUUCUACCGUCCAGGAUGUUAUUAUCGCCGGCAGCUCCAAGGUUGGUCAGCUUGGUUUUGGGCAGGGGACUUCCGCCCUGUUUCUGAACGGCCUGUCCAUUCCUCUGGAUGAGGAUGUUUUCACUAUUCUGGACAGGUUUGAUGCCGAAACACGGGCAUACAACCAGCUCCUGCGGAUUGGUGUUCCCUCCGAGCAAAUUGUCAGCUUGGUGCAUCUGGGCGUGCGUCCGCAACCCGUUCCCGUUGUAGCGGUCGACGUCAACUCCCCCGCCGUCAUCUGGAUUAACAAUUUGGAACGAGAUGACGUGUAUGCGAGGUUUCCACCACUCUUGAGAGAUAUGUUGCGCCCAUCGUACCCUGGUCAGAUGAAGUAUGUGCGCAAGAACGUGUUCCACUACCUUUUUGUCGCAGAUCUCUCCUCUCCCACCAGUUACAUUGGCAUCGCCCAGCUGAUUGACGCCGUUGCCCGUAUGACGCCCGUUCGCUUUGGAGUCGUUUUUGUGUCUGGUAACGAGCUCCUUGGACCAAACUCGAGUCCAUUUUCAAUCGCAAUGCGCGAGGAGGUUUCUCUUGGCAAAGGGCAUGUUGGUAGUCUUUUGGAGGUGAUUCUUCGCCUCUUCUUGCAUGCACUUGACGAACACGACCGCUUGGCUGCGAUGCGCUUCCUGCAUUCGAUCAAUCCAACGGCCCGCCAAGACCAGGCUGUCUCCUUGAAGGCAGUUCGCGCUCGGUAUGAGGAGAUGGGCUUUGACUCUGAAGAGUUUGAUACCGUCAUUCUUCCCACUUCUGGGUACAAUCAAGCCAUCGGCGACUGGAAUGACAUGGUCAACCAACGCGGCAUCUACCAGUACCCUGCCACCUUCCUCAAUGGCGUCUACCGGCCGUUUGACAUGGUCGAUGCGCCUGGGCAGAUGCACCAGGACUACUUCCAACAACUUUACCCCAUCUUGAUGGACAUUCACCACCGUGUCGUCCACGAGCAGACCGACAUGUACGCACACGCCCUGUCAAAGAACCAAGCCAUGGCCCGUUUGUCGCUGCGCGUGAUUCCCACUGACGAGGCGUCCAUUCGCUUUGCCUCGUACGAGACAACCGCAGCGGAGCAUUUCCUUGCGUCUGUCCGUUGGCUGUAUCGCAACGAAGUGGAGCAUACUGGAGCGACAUCGUUCAGCCACCUCCUGGUAGUUUCCGAUUUUGUUGCAGAACACAAUCUUCGGCUGCUCAGACAGGCCUUCACCUACCUUUCGACUGGCCAUGCUCGCAAGUCCUCCCGCAUGGCAGUCUUGCUCAACCCUUCGCGGGGCGAUGUUGACCAAGUCACCGUUUUCUGGGGGCUCGUGAUGCAAGCGGUGUCGCAGUCGCAGGCGCCGGUCGUUGCUGGCGAGUUUGCAAUGAUCCUCUUCCAACGCUUGCAUGAGCAGCUUGGUGGAGCCGCGGAAAUUGCCCAUACAUUGCCCGAGGCAGUCUCCCUGCUGAGCAAGGUCAAGAACAGCAAGCCGGAUGUCUUCGCCAAGGUGUUUGAGUCGUUGGAUGAUGCUACCUUCCGUGCAGGCCUGUUGAGCAACAAUGCUCACGUGCAAGGCAUGUUCGACACGAGUGCUGGCACGACUGUGAUUGUGACGAACGGCCGGAUUUAUGGACCCAUCUCGAGCGCAGAUCGCCUCUCUUGGCAUGAUUUCAAGCUAAUCGAGGAGAACCAAACUCGCGAAUCCGUUCGGCAACUCACAUCUGUUGUCAACGGCCUCACUACUUCGCAGGACAAGUCCAUUCUGCUCAUCCGAGCCCACGCCGUCCUCGGCAGCUUCAAGGGUGAACGCUCGCGCAUUAUUGGUCACGUGUCUGCUGCCCCAGGCGCGAUCGAAACGAGCUCCGUCAUUGCCGACCCGGUGCUUCCAAAGUUCCACGUGGUUGCUCUCGUAGAUCCACUCUCUCAAGAAGCUCAGCGCCUGGUUCCGUUGUUGCAUACAAUUCGUGAUGCCUUGCCAGUGACCAUGCGAAUCAUCCUCACUCCGGUUCACAAGAUUGACGCCAUCAAAGUCAACCGAUACUACCGCAUGGUCUUGGAUCCUCGCGUUGUGUUUGACGCUCAACACAGAAUGUCCAACGUCCCUGCUGCGCACUUUUCUGGACUGCCAACCGCUCCCUUGUACACGCUGGCGGUCGACACGCCGAACGCCUGGCUGAUUGGCUCGGUCUCUUGCAGUUACGACUUGGACAACAUUCGUCUCUCGGACGUUAAGACUGCUGUCACUGCCGUUUUUGAGCUCGAGCACUUGCUCAUUCAAGGAUCUUGCUUUGAGCAAUCUGGUGCUGCUCCGCGUGGUCUGCAGUUGAUUGCCGAGCCGCUUGUUGCGGAUGGCGCGGCCAAGGCAAAAGACACUGUUGUGAUGGAAACCAUGGGCUACUUUCAACUCCAACUGUCUCCGGGUGUUUGGCGUGUGGCCGUUCGCCCUGGCCGCCCUGCUGAAAUGUACAGCAUUGGCUUUGUGGCAGAGGAUCCCAAUCAGCAAUUCCUGCAGCUCAUGUCGCGCGGCAAGCAGGACGUUGUCCUUCGCACUGCUUCAACCGUCUAUUACCCCGACGCCCAUGUCGACAGCGAAUUGGUUGCGGCAAUGACUGACUUGCGUGGCAAGAACGUUGUGUUUUUGGCCCAACGACGACCAGCUGCAGUGCAACAAGAUCUGUUGUACGAGCUGUAUCAGGCAAGCAUUGCAGAACAAAAGGAGCAGCGUGCCCGACGAGCAGAGGCUUCGGCGGCUGCUGCGGCUGCGGCUGAGGCUGCGGCUGCGGCUGAGGCUCCAGCCACGACAGCUGAAGAGAAACCCCAAGAGGGUGGUGUCUGGGCUUCGUUCACAAACUUGCUUGGUGGUCAAAAAGCAGCAGAUCAGAAAGCCGAGGCCGCAGACUCUGAAGUUGCGAUGAUUCAGCCCCGCAUGCCGGACCCCAACCUCGAAACUAUUCACGUGUUCUCUGUGGCCUCGGGUCAUUUGUAUGAACGCUUUUUGCGCAUCAUGCUUUUGAGUGUGGUCAACAACACGCGUCACCCCGUCAAGUUUUGGCUAAUCAAAAACUACCUGUCGCCUCAGUUUAAAGAGUCCAUCCACUUUUUGGCAGAACAGUUCCACUUUGAAGUGGAACUUGUCACCUACAAGUGGCCUGCUUGGGUGUUUGCUCAGACAAACAAGAUUCGAACAAUUUGGGCGUACAAGAUUCUGUUCUUGGAUGUGCUCUUCCCUCUGGGCGUUCACAAGAUUAUUUUCGUCGACUCGGACCAAACCGUUCGAGCUGAUCUUGCAGAGUUGGCCGCGAUCGAUUUGAAGGGAGCGCCCUAUGGUUAUGUGCCGUUCUGCUCCGACCGUCGCGAGAUGGACGGUUUCCGCUUCUGGGAUUCCGGCUAUUGGAAGACGCAUUUGGCUGGACGUCCGUAUCAUAUUAGUGCGCUGUAUGUGAUUGAUCUGAUUCGCUUCCGCGCAAUCUCGGCCGGCGAUCAACUUCGUGCCUCCUACCAGCAGCUCGCCCCGGAUCCAAACAGCUUGUCAAACCUCGACCAGGAUCUCCCGAACAACAUGAUGCACCAAUUGCCCAUCUUUUCGCUACCGUCCGAGUGGCUGUGGUGUGAAACUUGGUGCUCGGAUGAGGCCAAGAAGCGUGCCAAGACGAUUGAUUUGUGCAACAAUCCGCUCACAAAAGAACCAAAGCUGGCCGCUGCCACGCGUAUCUUGCCCGAGUGGCCCUCCUACGACGUGACCAUCAAAGCCGUGCUUGAGCAAUUUGAAGCCAACCAGACCGCCGCUGCUCAACCUGUGGUGGCCGAUUCGGAACCAACCGAAAGCCAUACCGAGUUGUAAACCUGUUUUCAUCCUUCAUGCACUUCAUUUUAAACCUGAACACCAACACUUUUGUUGGGAACCUUUCCUCUGUUCGUCCCUAGCAUUGAUGCCAUGCUUGUCUGUACUUGGCUUCUAUUGGUCUUAUUAUUUUUAAAAAAGCAAAAGUUCACGCUCUA